Messenger RNA from Vitis vinifera (wine grape), 2383 nucleotides. RefSeq names its product G-type lectin S-receptor-like serine/threonine-protein kinase At1g11410. The transcript has 7 exons. Gene Ontology annotation, biological process: protein phosphorylation; recognition of pollen. Gene Ontology annotation, molecular function: protein kinase activity; ATP binding. The coding region runs from base 257 to 2287 and encodes 676 amino acids. Lineage: Eukaryota; Viridiplantae; Streptophyta; Magnoliopsida; Vitales; Vitaceae. The record is from RefSeq and is a predicted model, not a curated record.
CAAUCUUUUCUCUGUUUUCUCCCUUCUUCGUUCUGGAGAUAUUGGAGCUGACACUCGCUCGAAGAGUGCCCUUGUGCUAACCGGUCAUUUUGUAGGAAGAACGUAUCAUGUAUGGUCCACAAACGUUUCCAUCUCAUCAGUCAACGCUACUGUGGCUCAGCUGUUAGAUACCGGAAACCUAGUCUUGAUCCAAAACGAUGACAAGAGGGUUGUUUGGCAAAGCUUCGAUCACCCGACAUACACCAUUCUUCCCCACAUGAAGCUAGGACUUGACCGGAGAACUGGGUUGAAUCGGUUCUUAACAUCUUGGAAGUCACCGGAAGACCCGGGAGCAGGUGAAUACUCGUUUAAGUUGGAUGUGAAUGGAUCUCCUCAACUGUUCUUGUCUAUGGGUUCCAAGUGGAUUUGGCGAACGGGCCCCUGGAACGGUCUUGGAUUCGUGGGUGUGCCGGAGAUGUUAACUACCUUCAUAUUCGACAUCCGGUUUUGGAACACUGGGGAUGAGGUCUCGAUGGAAUUCACCCUCGUGAAUUCUUCCACUUUCUCAAGCAUUAAGUUGGGCAGUGAUGGACUCUACCAGCGCUACACGUUGGACGAACGAAACCACCAAUUGGUAGCGAUCCGGUCGGCGGCGAGGGACCCCUGCGACAACUACGGUCGGUGUGGGCUCAACAGCAACUGCGACGUCUACACAGGAGCUGGCUUUGAGUGCACAUGCCUUGCGGGAUUCGAGCCCAAGUCGCAACGUGACUGGUCCUUGAGAGACGGGUCGGGUGGGUGUGUGAGGAUCCAAGGCACGAAUACCUGUAGGAGUGGGGAAGGGUUCAUAAAAAUAGCAGGUGUGAAGCCACCAGAUGCAUCGACGGCACGUGUUAACGAGAGUUUGAACUUGGAAGGCUGUAAAAAGGAGUGCUUGAAUGACUGUAACUGCCGUGCAUGCACUAGCGCUGAUGUGAGCACAGGAGGAAGUGGGUGCUUGUCUUGGUACGGGGAUUUAAUGGACAUCAGAACCUUAGCCCAAGGGGGCCAAGAUUUAUUUGUUCGCGUGGAUGCUAUUAUUUUAGAAAAUGAAAGAAAAAAAACUUUCUUUCACAAGAAGAUGAUGAUAGUGAUUCUCGCCGUCGGGGUUGUUUUCUUCAUGAUUCCCACGAUUUGUUCAUCUUGGUUGAUAAUGAAGAAAAGAAAAGGUAAAGGAAGACAAUGUAAAACGUUGUUUAAUAUGAGCUCAAAAGCUACAAGGCUCAAACACUAUUCAAAAGCAAAGGAGAUAGAUGAAAAUGGAGAAAAUUCUGAAUUACAAUUCUUUGAUCUAAGCAUUGUAAUUGCAGCAACAAAUAAUUUCUCUUUUACUAACAAACUUGGACGAGGUGGUUUUGGCACAGUUUAUAAGGGUCUACUAUCCAAUGGACAAGAAAUAGCUGUGAAAAGAUUAUCAAGGAAUUCAGGACAAGGAGUAGAAGAAUUUAAGAAUGAAGUCACUCUAAUUGCAAAACUCCAACACAAGAAUCUUGUGAAGCUUCUAAGUUGUUGUAUUGAAGAAGAAGAGAAAAUGCUAAUCUAUGAGUACUUGCCAAACAAAAGCUUUGACUAUUUCAUUUUUGAUGAAACAAAAAGAUCAAUGUUGACUUGGAGGAAGCGCUUUGAAAUCAUUAUUGGAAUUGCUCGAGGGAUAUUAUAUCUUCAUCAAGACUCAAGAUUAAGAAUCAUACAUAGAGAUCUAAAAGCAAGCAAUAUUCUAUUAGAUAUUGAUAUGAUCCCAAAAAUUUCAGAUUUUGGCAUGGCUAGAUUAUUUGGCAAGAAUCAAGUUGAAGGAAGCACAAAUCGGGUAGUUGGAACAUAUGGUUAUAUGUCACCUGAGUAUGCAAUGGAAGGACUAUUUUCAAUAAAGUCUGAUGUAUAUAGCUUUGGGGUUUUGCUAUUAGAGAUUAUUACUGGGAGAAGAAACUCGACUUAUUAUCAUGAUAGUCCAUCUUUCAACUUAGUUGGAUGUGUUUGGAGCCUAUGGAGAGAAGGCAAAGCCUUGGAUAUAGUAGAUCCAUCACUAGAAAAGUCAAAUCAUGCAAAUGAAGUAUUGAGAUGCAUCCAAAUUGGACUCUUAUGUGUCCAAGAAUCUGCAAUAGAUCGACCUACCAUGUUGACAAUUAUUUUCAUGUUGGGUAAUAACUCUACUCUUCCUCUUCCUAACCAACCUGCAUUUGUUAUGAAAACAUGUCAUAAUGGUGCAAACUCAUUUAAUGUAGUAGUCAAUUCUAUAAAUGAGGUAACAAUAACUAUGGAUGCACGCUAAAUGCUCAAACUCUCAUAUGUAAAUUUAUUUACCAUGACAAGAGAUUGUGCACACAAUAUCAUUAAAUUUAUUUAUUUUUAUAGAUCACUUUUUAUA